AUGAAAGAAUCGAAACACCAGUGUUCUUAUAAUCAGUUCACUAUUCGCAGCCAUCCGUUUUCAUACACGACUUUUGAUCCAGUUUACUGCUCGUCUAUUUUUCCGGGAGUCGAUCCUCUACCUGAGAAUGAGGAAUUAUCAUCUUAUCUAAUGCAGAUUCUUUCAAGGGUUACUCCGUCAACUAAUGAAACACUUUCCGUUGGUACAUUAGCAUACAGAGUCAUGGAAAGUUUAGAAUCAUUAGCUUUUGCUAAAUCUACAUCUGAUUUCGGAAUUCAAAGGACAAGUCUUGUUGGUUCUUUUAAAAAAGGAACUCUGUUAGCUGGUCACAAAGUCGCAGACGCUGUCGUUCUACUUCGCGAUCUACCCACUAUUAAGCUAACUAGACAUAUCGGUCAUGUUCUUACUGAAAAAUUGUUCGGUUGUGAAAUAAUCUAUCAACCUUAUGGUUUUGAUGUUGAACAGGGCGGCGUUUGUGUCCGAGUGGUGUUUGCUGUGGAGAAUGUUGAUGGGAUAAGCAAUGGACAGGAAGGCGUUCAUAUUAGCCAAUCAGAUCAAAAACUCGCUCACCUCGCAGUCCUCCACGGUCGUUGGGCUGAACAAAAUGCUUCACAUCCUAACGUUAAAGCCCUCAUCCGCUCACUGAAGGAUCUUAGACGUCGAUUUGUUGGCUUCAGUCAUCUCAACCCUUGGCAAAUAGAUAUGAUCGCUUCCCAUGUUAUAAUGGAUGGACCGAUUGCUGAACCCCUCUCGCUAUCUGCUGGUUUCCACCGAUUCAUCCAGAUCCUUUCGUCCGGUUUCUUCGCUCCCAGUAGCUCGGGUCUCCUAGAUCCCUUUAGAUUGGGACAACGUCGUGUCCACGUCACAAUGUCUCUUGCACAACAGGAUGAACUAUGUCGCACUGCUCAAACGGUUUGCAAAAUUCUGAAAAUGGGAAAAUAUCAAGUGCUGUUCGACAACAUGUGUCCGGUCAAGCUUAUAACUCUCGAGGAGCUGGUGAACUCUGCUAACGCCCUACCUGGUGAGAAGAUCUCUGUUCCCAAUCCUAUUGAUCUUGGACUAUCCCCAGUAGAAAUCGUCGACCAAAACAGAAUUUCUGAUUAA
Rodentolepis nana is the source of this 1104-nucleotide messenger RNA. The record is from the annotation of a GenBank genome assembly. NCBI's taxonomy places the organism in Eukaryota, Metazoa, Platyhelminthes, Cestoda, Cyclophyllidea, Hymenolepididae.